UGUGAAAACUUUUGGAGCCAUUUUGGCGUGAAUGGUGCAACUACCUGUGAAGAGAAGUGUCAGCAGCUUUAACUGCAGUGGACAUGCUGUCUUUGUAUUGUGAUAAAUUAGUCUAACUGCGCCACACAGUGUCCGUUUGUGGAAGUUACAGUUAAACUGCUUCUUUACUUACCUUUCCUACAUAGUUGAAGAUGAUAUUAAAGGGAGUCUGCUGCUGGCCUGAGUAUUUGCAGACUAGGACUAUACAUGUCAGCACCACUACGACGUAGACAGCGAACAGAGUGAGGAAAUCCAUGCGACUACAGAGAGACGAAACAACAGGUGUCUAUGGUACAAACUCACCACGAACAGUGCUCCACACAAUGCAACAAGGCAUCACAAGACACCUGUUGGAUCUAGUUGCCGACAUGGCCCAGCACUCAUAUUACAGCUCGCAGUGCUGGAGAGGGGAGCAUUACUCUGGAGCUGUGCAUGAACAUCUAUGGAUGGUGUUUAAAAAGUCCUCAGCAUGCCGUCGUCCAACCAGGGCUGGCCUGAGGAGUUUGGCUUCCAGCUGGGUGGCAAUGGACCCAGCUACAUCCUGUCUGUGGAGGAGGGCAGCAGCGCCCACCUGGCGGGGUUGCAGGCUGGGGACCAAGUCCUGGAGAUCGAGGGCCACAACGUGUCAACGCUGGGUCCCCAAGCUGUCGUCGCCAUCGCCCAGACUCAGAAGAACAUCCCUCCCAGUAUUGGAGUGGUGUCCCGGAUACAGCAGAUGGACAUCAUACCAGGUCCAGACGGUCGUUUUGGGUUCACCAUCGUGGGAGACUGCCCCCUGCUGGUGGAGGACUGCUCGCCUUGCUCUCCAGCCGGCCGCGCAGGCCUGAGGGCCGGCGAUUACGUCAUGGAGGUCAACGGCAUCCCCGUCAGGCAGCACGAGACGGCCGCGGCGCUGAUCAAGGCCUCGCAGGGUAGGACGCUCCGUCUGGGGGUGCUGUGUCUCGGCCCGAGACAGAAACGCAGCAUCAGCGUAGAGGACAGUCAGAUGGGAGGAGAGGGGGCGAGACUGGACCGGAAACAUAAAGCUCUGGAGUUCAACAGGAGGAUUGACCAGAUUUUAGGCGACGAACCCGAAGUGAAAGAGAAACUCUUCACCGUGCUGAAGCAGUAUGCAGCCGAGAAGAGAGUCGAGUGGCUGGCCUCGGUCCUGCCCGACAUACUCACCACUGAUGAGCAUCGGCAGCUCAUCUCCAGCAUCAGAAUCUUCAUUCCCAAGAAGCACCGGCAGCGCUUCGACGAGGCCGUGUCCCAGAACGUGAUCAACCGGCUGUGUCGCAGCAAGAGCAUCAGCGAGCCGCAUGGCCGAAUCCGGCGCAGUCGGAGUGAGGAUCACUCCGAGCGCCACCACGGGUCCAAACGGGCCAGCUCAGUGCCCAGAGAUGGAGAACCCGGGGGGGGAGGGGAGAGAGACAGGGGCGUAAGGAAGUCCGUCUCUGGGAUACCCGCACAUCCCCCCAUCGGACCCAAUCAGAGGAUAAUUCGUGUCUACCGAGGGAAGAAGAACUUUGGCUUCACUCUUCGAGGUCACGCCCCCGUCUGCAUCGACUCGGUUAUCCCAGAUAGCCCUGCUGAGGAAUGUGGACUGAAAACAGGCGACCGUAUCCUCUUUCUCAAUGGACUGGACAUGAGGAACUGUUCCCAUGAGAAGGUGGUGUCCAUGCUGCAGGGCAGCGGGGCAAUGCCCACUCUGGUGGUGGAGGAGGGUCCGUCUGAGUACUCCUCAGACCAAACCGACCCGGAGGAGUCUCCGAGCCUGGCCCCCACCACGUUACCGCGCUCCAGGUCCCCAGCUCUUAGUUCUCUGCAGUGGGUGGCAGAGAUUCUUCCGCCGAGCAUCAAAGUCCACGGGCGGACCUUCAGCCAGCAGCUGGAGCACCUGCUGACCAUCCAGGAGAGGUACACAGUCUGCAAGUCCCUGGAGACCUUCUUCCAGCACAGGAAUGUGGACACUCUGAUAGUAGACGUGUUUCCGGUGUUGGACACUCCGGCCAAACAGUUGAUCUGGCAGUUCAUCUCCCAGCUACUGACGUACGAUGAACAGGAGCGCUGCCAGGGCAAGCUGUCACGCUUCCUGGGUUUCAAGAGCAGUGCCGCGUUGGAGCCUGACGUAGGCCCGGAGCACCACCGGCGGAGCAGCUCCAUGCGCGUGACGGGGUCGUCCUAUCGCGGCAUCGUCCGAGAGAGGAGCUCUGACGACUGCAUCAUCGGGACUCACCUGGGAAUGGGAAUUCAUGUGGAUGAAUCCGGGAGCCCGGAGGAGAGGCAGUCAGGAGAUGGAACCUCCUUCCCCGAGUCCCCUGACCUCAAUCAUAUGACAGGGGUGUACACGGAGCUGGAGAAUGUGUACGCGGGGAAGAGUGUGUCACCACUGCGGGGGGGCUCCUCAGCAGAGCCCGAGAGGCCGGGACAGACUGAGGCCUACGGGCGCUCUCUCUCCCCCCUCACACUCCCCCCUCUAACAGGUAGCCGUAAAUCCGGCCUGUCCCUGUCCUGGAAAGAGCCUCUCCCCACUCCUGUGUAUGAGAUCCACCACCAGAGCAGCGUGGACUCCAACCCUUACGUCAGCCUGGAAAGCCCCCCCGCCUCCCCUCAGCCCUCGGACGGCUGCCCCAACACGCUGACCCGCCGCAAGAAGCUGUUCACCUUUUCCCGCCCGCCUCGCAGCCGGGACACAGACAAGUUCCUGGACUCUCUGAGCGAGCAGCUGGGCCACCGGGUCACUCUGGUGGAUGACUUUGCACACGGAGAGAAUGACUAUGAGGAGAUAUAUCAAGGUGGUUGUCUUGGUUUCAGAAGAAGAGGGAUGCCUAUGAGUUUCCAGGAGGAGCAGGACAUGGGCUUCGUGCCCCGGCGCCUCAGCAGUGGCAGCAGUGAGGAUCACAGUAGCAGCGACGAGGCCUCCUCUCCCUGCUACUCCUCAGGAUCGGAACUCAUCCCGCCACCUCCCACCCAGAGCCCCCCGCCUCCCCCACCUUUCCAGGCUCUGAUACCGCCCCCUGUUCAAUUCACUGACCCCGUGCCGCCGGUCCGCUUCUCCCCUGAGCACGUCCCCCGCAGCCGGAUGCCCUUCCAGCCGCAGCACCCCAUCAUCCCUCCUCCGCCGCCCCCUCCGAGGACCCUCCUGUCCAACCGCUCUCCUCUACACAAAGUGAUCCCCGCCAGAGAAGAAGCUCAUCAGCGCUUCCACACGACCAUCACCACCACCACCCGCCUCUCGCACGGCCACAGCGCCCUGGGCUCCAGCACCCUGCGCUCCUCCCAGCCGUCCCGCCCCUGCUACCUCCCCCGGCAGUUCAGUCAGCCCCAGCCUAUCCUGCAGCCGUCCCCCCAGCCCUCCCCUCAGCCGCUGAGACCGAGCCAGCUCGUCCUCCAGAGGCACCACCAGCUCCACCACCAACACAGCUAUCAGGGCCCGCUGCCGCCUUCCCUCCAGGAUCACAGCUCGUCCCAUUGUCCGAGCCAAGGCCCCGGGGGCUCCCCGCUGCACUCCAAGCCUCCGGCCUCUUACUCCACUCUCCCCAGUCACACUAAAACCUAUGAAACCCCAAAGCAGGAACAGCAGACGCAGCAGGCCCCUCCGCCCCCACCUCCACCUCUGCCCCCACCCUGUGACCCGCCUCCGCUUCCCAAGUCGGGCAACCACGCCUCGGACACCAACCACAUGAGUGUGAAGAGGCUGCGCUGGGAGCAGGUGGAGAACUCCGAGGGAACCAUCUGGGGUCAGCUCGGAGAGGACUCAGACUAUGACAAGCUCACUGACAUGGUGAAGUUCUUGGACCUCGAUCUUCACUUCGGGACUCAACGCCGAUCUAUCUCUCCUCCAGAGCCAACCUUCUUGCCAGAGAACUUUAAAAAGAAAGACGUGGUGGAGAUUCUGUCUCAUAAGAAAGCCUACAACGCCUCCAUCCUCAUCGCCCAUCUGAAGCUCUCCACCGCCGAGCUGCGUCAGAUCUUGUUGAACAUGACGACCGAGCGGCUGGAGCCGGCUCACAUCAAGCAGCUGCUGCUCUACGCCCCGGACGACGAGGAGGUCAAACAGUUUGAGACGUUUGAACAGGAUCCGGCCAAACUCAGCGAGCCCGACCAGUUCAUUUUCCAGAUGUUGACGGUGCCCGAGUAUAAAACCCGUCUGCGGAGCCUCCACUUCAAGACCACCCUGCAGGAGAGGACGGAGGAGAUGAAGGUCGCGUACGAUUACAUCUACAAGGCUUCGGUGGAGCUCAAGAGCAGCAAGAAACUGGCCAAAAUACUGGAGUUUGUACUUGCAAUGGGGAACUACCUUAACAAUGGUCAGCCCAAGAGCCACCGGACAACCAGUUUUAAAAUCAACUUCCUAACUGAGUUGAGCACGACCAAAACGGUAGACGGGAAAUCCACCUUUCUGCACAUUCUGGCCAAGUCUCUGUGCGAACACUUCCCCGAGCUGCUCAACUUCUCCAGAGACCUGACAACAGUGCCUCUGGCAGCCAAGGUGAACCAAAGGGCCAUCACAGCAGAGCUGAGUGAUCUGCACUCCACCAUCCUGGACAUCAGGAAGGCCUGUCUUAAGAUCCCGCCCACCUCCGAGGACCACUUUGCCUCCGUCAUGAGCAGCUUUUUGGAGAACAGCCACCCUGCAAUCCAGUCUCUGGAGUCCCUGCAGACCCGAGCCAUGGAGGAGUUCUCCAAGGUGGCCUCUUUCUUCGGAGAGGACAGCAAGUCCGCCAACACGGAGUCCUUCUUCGGCAUCUUUGCGGAGUUCAUGUGCAAGUUUGAGAGAGCUCUCAGUGAGACCCAGACUCCAGAAAACCCCAGAAGCCCCAGACUGUCUUCCCCUCUGGCCUGGUAGAAGCAAGAACCGCGGGCAGACGUCGGGCCAAACCGACAGGCCGGUCGGCUCCAUUUUCACUCUGCUCUCCAUAACCAAAGUGCCAAGAUCACACACAGAGACACUCGGACCAACAGGAACAGAGACCACGUCAUCUAUAGCAAACAGAAUGGAAAUGCACUCUAUCUAUUUGUAGAUAAUCACGGCUAGUGAGUGCCCCGUGUGCUACAUUACUGUAACUUCAGGUGCUGGGUAGAGCCGGCUUCACAUUACGUACAUCUUUUUAGCACUAACAUUACACAGCAGGAAGAAAAAGAUACAUUACAGAAGCCAUCCAUGUACAUUUCAUUGCUCCGGUGCAUUACAAUGAGAUGUAAGUCAUGAAAUCAACUGGUCUGGAUAUUUAGAUUACUUGCUAUGUUUAAUACAUGACUAUAUAAAGUUUAUAUUUUCUAUCAGAACAUAUUUGAAAAUUGUAAAGAUUAAGCGUAUAUGUAGUCAGACGACAGUUAUCUAGAAGCAAGGUGAUUCACAAGUGUAGUUUAGUUAGCGUGUACAGAGCCAGACAGUUCAUACAGUAGUGCGCUCACUGCCUCCCAUACAGCACAAUUUGAUUUGAAAAAGUAGAUAUCAGAGUUUUUUCCAACAUUGCUGGUCUGGACUUAGAGAUGUGGUCAUUUAACAGACUGUGAAUUUAAAGGGCAUCUAUUAUGGGAGUUAUAAUAAAACAACAAAGAUAAUAGUUUCCAUCUCCAUACACAGGGAGAUAAAGUCAUCCACAACCAGCUCUGGUUCACCUUUGUCCUUUGCAAAUUACAUUUCUAAAUUCUCUUUGACGAUCAGUCAUUUCUAUGGAAAAAAAAAAAAAAAAAAAAAAAAUGCCGUUAAGAUUUAGACUCCAGUCAUCACAUCCCAACUGGACUCGAUCCUGAUCAUACACAGCCCCUGAAAUCUGUCCAGUCAGGCCAGUUUGCAGCGCAUCAACUGGACAGCCUCGUAACAAUAAGCUUGAGUCAGCAUCAGCUUUGUCAUUUUUCUGCCUGCGAGGACUCUAAAUUUAUCCGAUAGCACAUAUUUAUUUUGCCAAACAUCAUUUAGAACACAUUUCACAGUAAGGCAACACUGACUAUAUCAGCACAUGGUGACACGUGGCUUACAGAUCAUCUGUUUAAUAGACCGUGUGGGUGGAACGCCUCGUUUUAGUCAGCACAGAAAGUUGAGAGGCAGCUGAGCCGUUUGCUUCUGCUAAUAGCUCUGCACUUUGUCAAGUAUCUCUCGAGUGUUGUGAACGCAGCCCGGCUUCAGCAAUUGUGUGGCUGCUGAAUGAAUGAAUGUCAAAUGCAUGUAGGGAGAAAAAAACUAAAAAACAUCCUACUGUAAAUGGUCAUUUCCUGCUUUUCCAGUCGUCAUGGUGAUCUGACUCAUCUACAGUACAGUGUACCUGUAGCUGUGUUGCUAUUUGUCAAUUAACUAUUGUUGAGAUUGUACAUUGUUACGUUUUUUUUGCUAUGCACUGCUCAUCAUUUUUUUGUAUCGUAUGCUUGUGUCCUACAAGUCCUAGUUUAUUUUCCUAUUCAAGAGUGUCAUCAGGAAAUGUACCAUUUUAUUUAUUCUUUAUGCACAGCUUUAGUCAGGCUUACGAGGUGACUGAUCUCGUAAAAAUGCAAUUCUAGGCUGCUACUAGUGUAGUAACGUUUUUUUUUGUCCAAAAUCGAUUGCAUGUUGGUGCGGUUCAUGUAUUAAGAUGUGCAGCUGGUAGCAUUACCCCUCCCUGGAUAUUUAAGUUUAAAAUAAAUACAGUUCUGUUGGUCUAGUUAGGUUUGCGUAUCAGUUGCCUACAGGCUCCCUUUUAUAUUCGUUUUAUAUGUUUUCAUGGGAAGUUACUCAUGUUUUGAAAUUGUUUGACCUUUCAUGUUUUGUUCAACGCUUUCAAACGAAGGCUAUG
Perca flavescens (yellow perch) is the source of this 6791-nucleotide messenger RNA. RefSeq names its product glutamate receptor, ionotropic, delta 2 (Grid2) interacting protein, b (gene grid2ipb). The record is from RefSeq and is a predicted model, not a curated record. The transcript is spliced from 27 exons. Gene Ontology annotation, molecular function: protein binding. NCBI's taxonomy places the organism in Eukaryota, Metazoa, Chordata, Actinopteri, Perciformes, Percidae. The coding region runs from base 509 to 4867 and encodes 1452 amino acids.